GUUUACGAUCACAGAAGAAAGAGGAGGCAAUGUUAUCAUAAAGUGAUCAAGAAAUUGUCAAAUGAACUACGAACAACAAUCUUAGCGCUCAGCAAAUACAACAGCAACGAUGCUGAAAUACUGCGGUUUGAAUCAUAUAGUGGUGAUUUAGCAAAAAUAAGCAAUGGUCGACCGCUUAGUGAAUAGUGAAGUAAAUACUCGCCGUAUUUUAAAUGUUGAGGCUUGUUUCGGAAGUACUGGUCAGCAGUUAGCAGCAUAUGGACGAGUUUUGGUCGGUGAAGGAGUAUUGGUGAAAAUGUGUAGGAAGAAGCCCAAGCCGCGUCAGUUUUUCCUUUUCAAUGAUAUUUUGGUUUAUGGCAAUAUUUUAAUCUCAAAAAAACGUUACAACAAACAACAUGUAAUUCCACUGGAAGAAGUGCAGCUGCAAGAUCUUGAAGAUGAGGGCGAUAUGAAGAAUGGUUGGCUUAUUAAAACGAAAUUGAAGUCCUUCGCUGUUUUUGCAGCAACAAGUACAGAGAAAAAGGAAUGGAUUUUACACAUUGAACGUUGCGUACAUGAUAUUCUUACUAGAGGUGGAAAAAAACCCGCGACUGAACAUGCUGCAGUUUGGGUUCCUGAUGGUGAAGCAACUAAAUGCAUGGCUUGUCAAAGGACGCAGUUCACCGUGAUACAGCGUAGGCACCACUGUCGGGCUUGUGGUAAUGUCGUAUGCGGUAUGUGCUCUUCACACAGUUAUCGUAUUCCUGUGAGCAAAAGACCUGUUCGCGUUUGUGACACCUGUUUCGCAAAAUUUGUCUCGAAGGAUUCUGGGCAUUCAAAUGCGAUUUCUUCUGGACGAAGCGUGUUAAAUGAUGGAUCAAGUGAUUCUGAGGAUGAGGAUAAAAAUGUUACUUACGACCUGCAGCCCACAUUUUAUAGCAGAAUUGGAUAUGGUGAAGAGAAAAAAAAUGGACAUCCUUCGUGAAAUAGUCAUUCUUAAAAUCCGAGACUGUAAUCCUUUGUUAUAUGAGUAUAUACAAUAACAUGGAAAACGUUAUCGAUGAUUGCGUAUAAUUUUCAUGUCGUGUUUUCUGAUGAUGCCUUAAUGAAAUAUUUUUGGUAAAGUUUCAGAAAUGUUCCAUUUUGUUCAUAAAAUUUUUGAUCUAGAUGUUACUAUCGACUUGUACCAUAGUUUACUUCCUCUUAUGAUUUUUGUUCAACUGUCUGUUUGCGCAUUUCGGUAACAUUACUUACAGUAGCAUCACUUUUGUAUAUUUUAGUGACUCUCUGUUGUAAUGUGACCAUCACUCUGAGUGGAUGAAAAAAGCCCUUCCAAUGUUAGGAGUGUAUCACAGAUCUCGGAAUGAAGUGACAAAGUACUUCCAUAUUAUAUCAUUUUUUAUCGAACUUUUUAUUUACUCGAAAACUGGUUACAGUUGGGUUAUUAGAAUGAAGGGAUAUUUCAGUUUUAUAGUUCUGUUUCUAGUAAGAUUUUAAGUUCCUUUUAUUAUGUAUUUCGGUGUCUUAUCCCUUCAUUUCUUUUCCAUUUCUCACCUAUCUCUUUCCAUUUCAAUUCCGAAUCAUUCCCAAUGUCUUUGGGUAAUCAAGGUGUAACUCCUAUCUUUUUGACCCUUCAAAUAUUUUUGAUUGCAGGGCGGUGUUGAUGCCUAUGUGCUAACUUUGUAGGCAUUUUGUUAAUUGUCAUCUGAACGGGAAAGCAAAAGAAGGUGGAAUCUUCUCCCAAGCCCUCAGGGCUUGUGGUGAGCAGGAGAAAGCGUUAGUGAGUACAUGAAAGUAAUCUUUGAUUUUUUUUUUUGUCGAUGCUUUGCAUUUGUGAUUCUAUUUUAGGCAGG
Messenger RNA from Loa loa (African eye worm), 1832 nucleotides. RefSeq names its product Plekhf2 protein. Gene Ontology annotation, cellular component: early endosome. Gene Ontology annotation, molecular function: phosphatidylinositol binding; metal ion binding. The transcript has 9 exons. The coding region runs from base 164 to 964 and encodes 266 amino acids. The record is from RefSeq and is a predicted model, not a curated record. Lineage: Eukaryota; Metazoa; Nematoda; Chromadorea; Rhabditida; Onchocercidae.